Molecule: messenger RNA, 3320 nt
Organism: Rosa chinensis
Lineage: Eukaryota; Viridiplantae; Streptophyta; Magnoliopsida; Rosales; Rosaceae
Product: F-box/kelch-repeat protein SKIP25
Exons: 3
Coding region: 244-1392 (382 amino acids)
Molecular function (GO): protein binding
Source: RefSeq, a predicted model, not a curated record
GGAGACUGAGGCAGCAAGGCACUCCCGCUUUUGUCUUUUAUUUUUGGGCACCACUUCCUCACUCUUCUUUAUGACGUCCCCCCUCCAUUUCUGCUCCAACCAAAACACACACUUUCUUUCUUUCAUCACCUUAAAAAGGAAGUUAAAACCCAAAAGUUCUAAGGGAUACGAUACCUUCUCUUCUCGGCCCCUAUUUAUUGCUUCCAAGAUUUCCAAAUCUAAACCUCCACAUCCAGAUUUUCUAUGGCAAACUCCAUACCGGAGGUGUCAAAACGUAGAAGAAUGAGUCAAAACGACAACCACAACCACAACCAGCUGCAGCAGCAGCCCCUCCUGCCCGGACUCCCGGACCAUAUAGCCCAGGCCUGCCUUUCUCUAGUUGACCCCACUACUUUAUACUCUGUCUGCCGCUCAUGGCGGCGCGUCAUCUACACGCGCUCAUUCCCUCCAUUUCUCUCUCUCUAUGCUCUGUUCUCUUGUUCAUCUUCGAAUUCGAUCCAGUUCUACAACUUCGACCCGGUUUCGUCCAAGUGGGGGGCUCUUCCCUCCACGCCGCCGGACCCGCCUCUCCGCCUCUUCCUCCGCCACCCGGCUUUCAUAUCCAGAAACCUCCCCAUCCAAUCCGUCUCCGCAUCAGGCAACCUGGUCCUCCUCGCCGCCACCACUCAUAAUUUCUUUCCUGCGCUCCCCCGGCCGCUCAAUUUUGAUCCCAGCACGAGCAGCUGGCACUUCGGUCCCCCACUCGCCACCCCGCGUCGCUGGUGCGCAGCUGGAACCCUAAGGGACGCGGUUUACGUGGCGAGUGGGAUCGGAUCCCACUUCUCGGUGAACGUGGCUCGCUCCGUCGAGAAGUGGGACCUGAGCAAGAAAAACAAUAGUACUAGCCCGAACGGGAGCGAGUACUUGGGAGGGGAGUGGGAGAGAGUGAGCUCCCUACGAGACGGCAGGUUCAGCAGAGACGCGAUCGACGCCGUCGGCUGGAGAGGGAAGCUCUGCAUGGUGAACGUGAAAGGCGACGCCCUCAAAGACGGCGUCGUCUACGACGCAGAGAAGGACACGUGGCAGGACAUGCCGGAGGGAAUGAUCGCGGGGUGGACGGGGCCGGUGGCGGCCAUGGACGAGGACGUGAUGUACGUGGUGGACGAGGCCAAGGGAGCUCUGAGAAGGUACGAUCCUGGGAGGGACACGUGGCACCAGAUACUGGAGUCAGAGAGCCUGAAAGGGGCGGAUCAGAUUGCGGCAGGAGGCGGCCGUGUUUGUGCGGUUUGCCGCGGUCGGAUUGUGGUGGUGGACGUGGCGGCGCCGCGGCCGAGAGUUUGGGAUGUGGAAACGCCGUCGGGGCUUGAAGCGGUGGCGAUUCAUAUCUUGCCGAGAAUGUGCCAGCUGGUUUGAUUGAUUUUUUCGACUAUUUUUUUUUUUUUUUGGAUAUUGUUUUAUUUAAUAUUUUUCUUUCUUUCUUUCUGUAAUUCUUCUUUGUUUAUUGAAUGGCGAAAGUGAAAAUUUGUCGAUUUUGGGGAGAAGAAGUGGAUGCAAAUAUGGAUACAACUUGCUUUGCCAAAAAAAAAAGAAAAGGAUGUGGAUACAACUUGUGAAGGUGGCCUUUGAAUUGUUUAAAAGGUAAAUGUGACGAAAUCAAUUAAAUGAAGGGGGAGAAAUUCUGUAAGCUCCCAUUUUUUACCUUUUCAUCAUGUGAUCAGAUCUGAAAAAAGUAAAUGCCGGAGUCCGGAGGGGAGAGGGAGGCGGGUUUUUGGGUUGUAGGAGGGCCGGCUAGGUCAAAGGAACUUCAAUAAGACGUCGAAAAAUGUGACAAGAUUUUGUGCAUGAAAUCCAAAUAUUGUGUGACAAUCAUCUGAGUAAUUAUUGUGUUUUCAUUUUGAAUAGUCGAUAUUUCCUAUUUGCAAGUUGGGGUCCUCCUCCUCAGUCCCUCGCUAUAAACUCAGUCUGCAGAAACUGAACAACAUAUAGCACACACCGAACGUGGAGGUUGAAAUCCAAAGCCUCCAAGGUCCUUCCAUCUUUCUUCUUCUUCAGCUGUGAAACUCUGUUAUCUGUUUCAUUUUGCUAUUCUAGUUUGGGCUCAUCAUUAACCUAAAACCUACUUUCGUGGCGAUUAUGAUUUAUGAUAAAUCAGAAUGAUCCGUUUCGAGAAAUAAGUAAUCUUGUCAGUGAAUAAUGAAUUUCAGUUAAAAAGACAGUAGCUUUUUUGAAACCUGGGUCAAGUUGAAUGGUAUUGUUAAGGCCGUGUACAUAUGAGCAGAAAUGUUAAGUUCGAAUGAUGCUUUCUGAAGAGGAGUCAUGAAUUUUGGAAGAGGCAUUUUGUCCAGUGUAUUAUACAUUUAGGCAGGGUGCAGUGAUUGCCUCAAUGAUUGGGUGAUCAUGGGUUGCAGCGAAACGGGGGUAUGGCUGGCUACCUUUUGCCUUUCCCAUACCUCGCAUUUGGUGUAAGCCUUUGUAUUUACAAGACGUAUUAUGUUCAACUCAUCCUUCAAUUUUGGUGAUAUUGUUUUUCUUGUCGUUGCAUCUAAUUUGAUUCAUCUUGUAAUCCGUAUUAGGCUCUCAGUUCACUGGACUAGGACUUUUCAUGAAUGAAAUACAAUGCUCUGCCAUGGUUUUCCUAUAUAUUCAAGUGGCUGUAAUUUAUGCUUAUUCCACAUUUUUGAUUUUUCAGACCAAAUCAAAGUAUUGCUUGACCAACAAGAGAGGUUGUAUAUAUGAAAGACAAUCUGAACUACAAGCUCUACUGGAAGCUUCCAAAGGUCACGGACCCUCUGAUUAUGGGGCUUCAACAGCCAAAGAAGACUGGUCUGGAUCAUUUGAGUGGGAUUCUCAAGCUGAUGAUGUUAGGUUCAAUGUAUUUGGCAUCUCCACAUAUCGUGCAAAUCAGCGAGAGAUUAUCAGUGCUUUCAUGAGUGGAAGAGAUGUUCUAGUGAUUAUGGCUGCAGGUGGUGGCAAGAGUCUCUGUUAAUUACCAGCUUCCAGCUAUUCUUCGUGAUGGAGUUGCUCCUGUUGUCAGCCCACUGCUUUCUUUGAUUCAGGACCAGGUUCUCUUAAAUUCUAUCCUUCGUUCACCCGAACUUUUGUAUCUGAAGAUUUCAAUCUGGUUCGGUGACAAGAAUCAUUACUUCAGGUGAUGGGCUUGGAAGCUUUAGGGAUUCCAGCUCAUAUGUUGACAUCAACUACAAGUGCGGAGGAAGAGAAGUUAAUAUACAAGGCCCUCGAAAAGGGUGAAGGAGAUUUGAAAAUAUUGUAUGUGACGCCACAAAAAAUAUUAAAGAAGAUCAUCUCCAACCCAAAGGGCUAAAAAUAGCCUUGGGACUAAA